ACCAUGGAGGAAGCUCUCAACACCACCAUAGAUCCAGCUUGUUUACAAGAUCCCCCGCUGGCUAUCGACGUGAUAAAGCAGCUCGAUGUGUUUGGUAUCUGCCUGUACUCCAUGCUCACCUUCAUGUCCUGCGUCUCCCUGCUGCUCUACCUGGAGCAGUGCGUCUAUAUUUAUAAAAAACUGCCCUACCCUAAGAAGACGACCAUCAUCUGGAUAAACGGUGCAGCACCAGUCAUUGCCACCAUGGCUUGUUUUGGGAUGUGGAUCCCAAAGGCAGUCAUGUUCACAGACAUGACAUCUAACUGUUAUUUUGCAGUGGUGGUGUAUAAAGUCCUGGUUCUGAUGAUUGAAGAGUUGGGGGGCACCAAUGUUUUCCUGAAUAGGUUUUCUGGAGAAACCUUUAGGAUCAGCACAGGACCCUGCUGCUGCUGCUGCCCCUGUUUGCCCCGUGUACCCAUGUCAUGGCGAAUGUUAUUCUUGCUGAAGCUGGGCGCUCUUCAGUAUGCUGUCCUAAAGACGGUGCUCUCUGUCCUCGCCAUAAUAUUGUGGACAAAUGGCAACUUUGAUCUCUCUGAUCUAGAGAUCACUGGCACAGCUAUUUGGAUCAACCCAUUCAUUGGCGUUCUCACAAUCAUCUCCCUUUGGCCUGUCGCAAUCAUCUUCAUGAACACUAACAGACAUAUGCGCAACCUCAAUAUCAUACCCAAGUAUGCUAUGUACCAGCUAAUACUUGUGUUGAGUCAGCUGCAGACAUCAAUCAUUAACAUCCUGGCCUUAGAUGGAACCAUCGCCUGUUCUCCUCCCUUCUCUUCUCAAGCUCGUGGAUCCAUGCUAAGUCAGCAGAUGAUGAUCAUGGAGAUGUUCAUCAUCACUCUGGUCACUCGGUUUUUGUAUCGUCGCACAUAUGACACACUUCAUUCUGAGGCACAUGACAACGACCACAAUGCCAAAGCUCUCGUGGAGCAUGAUGUCUAA
This is a messenger RNA of Toxotes jaculatrix (banded archerfish), 975 nucleotides long. RefSeq names its product organic solute transporter subunit alpha-like. Gene Ontology annotation, biological process: transport. Lineage: Eukaryota; Metazoa; Chordata; Actinopteri; Toxotidae. The record is from RefSeq and is a predicted model, not a curated record. The coding region runs from base 4 to 975 and encodes 323 amino acids. The transcript is spliced from 8 exons. Gene Ontology annotation, molecular function: transporter activity.